AUGAGAUACGCCAAUGAGACCCUGCCCCAUGUCCUGUGCAGCUGCAAGCCCCACUCCAGAGCCUGGCAGCUGCGCCACAACGCCAUCCAGAACCGCCUGGUGAAAGCCAUCGCACCGCGCCUGGGGGAGGUCGCCGUGAACUGCGCCGUCCCCGGUACCGACAGCCCGCUGCGACCCGACGUAGUUGUCACCAACGAAACCCAGAAAAAGAUCAUCCUCGUCGACAUCACGGUCCCCUUCGAGAAUAGGUCCCCGGCCUUCCGAGAAGCCCGAGCUCGGAAACUGGAAAAAUACGCCCCUCUGGCCGACACCCUGAGAGUGAAGGGCUACGAGGUGCAGCUGGACGCCCUGAUCGUCGGAGCCCUGGGCGCUUGGGACCCCUGCAACGAGCGUGUGCUGCGGACCUGCGGGAUCGGUAAACGCUACGCACGGCUCAUGCGGCGCCUCCUGGUCUCGGACACCAUCCGAUGGUCCAGGGACAUCUACAUCGAGCACAUCACCGGCCACCGACAGUACCAGGAGGAGGGAGCCGGUACGACCUUGUGCACACACUGUGGGAAAGAGACUGAGAGGCCUUCCCCACCGGACCGUAUGAACUGGAACCGUAAUCCCACUGAACAUUAAACCCCUCCAAUGAGGGUAGACCCAUCCCCACCCCCAUAUUCACUCACUGUACCCAGCAUACUGAACAUAGCCGUUGUGUGGAUAACUUACCCCAUAUCUCGAUGUCUGUACUCUGACCGGUUAAACUUUCCCCCCAGUCGGGGAGAUUGCAGAUUAUUAUGUGAUCCUUGUUCCACCAGCUCCUAAAUCGCAUUUUGUACCCCUUGAUAAUCUGUACCUUAUCCC
This is a messenger RNA of Chelonia mydas (Green sea turtle), 849 nucleotides long. RefSeq lists its product as uncharacterized. NCBI's taxonomy places the organism in Eukaryota, Metazoa, Chordata, Testudines, Cheloniidae. The coding region runs from base 1 to 624 and encodes 207 amino acids. The transcript is spliced from 2 exons. The record is from RefSeq and is a predicted model, not a curated record.